Scophthalmus maximus (turbot) is the source of this 2106-nucleotide messenger RNA. RefSeq names its product claudin-9-like. Gene Ontology annotation, molecular function: structural molecule activity. The record is from RefSeq and is a predicted model, not a curated record. Gene Ontology annotation, cellular component: plasma membrane; bicellular tight junction. The coding region runs from base 395 to 1054 and encodes 219 amino acids. Gene Ontology annotation, biological process: bicellular tight junction assembly; cell adhesion. The transcript has 2 exons. Lineage: Eukaryota; Metazoa; Chordata; Actinopteri; Pleuronectiformes; Scophthalmidae.
UGUGUAUGUAUUUAGUAUGCAGUAUUACAUGCUGCUGUCCUCCCACACCCCUGCGUGCGAGAUCCAGAGAGACAAGCUGGCCAGUCAUAAUACAGACACCAACCAGUCGCAUUACACGGCUAUACCACGAAGACAACACACAGAGGAUCAUUGCCACUCCAUCAGUCAACAUCUGGCUGAGAAGAAAGGAUACUGAGGAGAAGAAGGGAAUCCAAACAACUCACAGUCCCUGAACAUCUCACUGAAUGAUUGAGAAUAUACGGUGGGAUGAUGUUCAUUUUUCUGAGCACUCAACUCUCAGCAACCCCCUGAGACGACUAAAGGCAGUAAAAACCUCUGGACUCAGGAUUUUGUUUGCGCAUUUCUGUUGUGUUUUUAGGUGUCGUCACUGAUCAUGGCAUCAACAGGUCUCCAGCUAAUGGGAUUGAUUUUGGCUGUGCUGGGUUGGGUGUGCGGUGCGUUGGUGUGCGCGGCUCCAUUGUGGCGUGUGUCUGCCUUCGUAGGCGGCGAGCUCGUCAUUGCCCAGGUGUUGUGGGAGGGACUGUGGAUGAACUGCCUGUCUCAGACUACAGGCCAGAUCCAGUGCAAGACCCACGACUCCACCCUGGCCCUGCCCAUGUCUGCCCAGGCCGCCCGGGGCCUCACGGUCCUCUCCCUGCUCCUCUGCCUUCUGGCCCUCAUACUAGGGGUGGCAGGGGCCAAGUGUACUCGGUACGGUACGCAGGCCUCCAAGGCUCGGCUGGCUGGGAUAGCAGGGGUGCUCUUCCUUGUGGCUGGCCUUGCCUACCUGAUACCCAUCUGCUGGACAGCCUAUGCGAUCAUCAGGGACUUCUAUGAUCCAAAUGUUGCAGCGCCCUUUAAGAGAGAGCUGGGGCCGGCGCUGUACCUGGGCUGGGGGGCCUGUCUCCUGCUCGUGGUGGGGGGCUCCCUGCUGCAUGUUGGCUCUUCUCCACCAGGAGGAAGAGUGCUGCCUGUUUUUGGAGGAGCAACCAAAGACAACCCACAGACAGGGCCGGCAGGAGAGGUGAAGCAACAGGAAAAAUCUUUUGUGUGAGAUGAUUUUAUAGGACAUGUGAGAAACAAACUCAGCGGUCACAACCUCAUCAGACCCAUCAAACUGCAACAACAACAAUUUAUAAGAGGAUUUUCAGCCUGCAUUCUGCUUUGUAUCUGUUCUCUGAUGCAGCUGAGUUUGUUUCUUGAAGCUAUAAGUGUAUCUCAUUACACUUUUCACAUGACAAACUACAUAACAAUGGGUUUGUAAGGGAAUAUACAUUAAUGUCAAGUCUCUGUGGCCGUGUGGGAGGAUUUUUGAUGUUUGAAUAAUUGCUUGUGUGUGGCUUACAUUUCUCAAAUUCCACCCUGCCUCAGCUUCUGUUUGUGUGUGUGUGUGUGUGGGGGGGGGGGGGCUUCUGUGUACAGAAGGCCAGUGUACAUAGUACUUCUGUGUAUGCUGAUGUUUUCACUGAAAAUGAGUGGGCAGUCAGAAUGACGCUUGUUCAUUUAUUCUUUAUGCACAAUGUUAGGGGUUUCCAGGCAACUUUACUCUUCGUGCGUUAUUGUUUUUCUUUCUCAUUUACUUCUUUAUUUAUGUUAACAUGUAUUGAUUCUUUUUUAUGUAGUUUUUUGUUUGUGGCUGUUUUGAUACCAUAACCAUAUACCAGAUACCAUUUUAUAGAAGUAUUAUCACAUAUCACUGGGUUAUACUCAGGGGUUAGAAUUACAGAGUCUAGAGAUAUAAAAUUUACAACAACAACAACAACAACAAUAACAUUAUGUUUCAUCUAGCUUUUGCUUCCCAACAGUUUACUUAAUGACAUUAUAUAGUAAACAUUUAACAACAAUUUAGUGGCAUUGCAUUUAACACUUUUACUUUUUUGCCUAUGACAUGUCGUGUAUGUAUAAUCACUUACGCACAAUAAAUAUAUACAUUUGCUUUCCCCUAGAAAUGGUUUUCUUUUAAACCACAGAUAAGAAGCUCUUGUGAUUGCACAUGAGUAUGCACGUGCAGAGUAGAUCUUCCCUGCAGAUGUAGGCUUCAUCCCCAGUAACUGGGGUCAGUGACCAGCGACUGUGAAACUCUAGAGAAGUCCCCACUUUCUGAUG